GCCAUGGCGGAGCAGGAGAGCCUGGAGUUCGGCAAGGCGGACUUCGUGUUAAUGGACACGGUCUCCAUGCCGGAGUUCAUGAACAACCUCAGGCUCAGAUUUGAAAAAGGGCGCAUCUACACAUUCAUUGGAGAAGUUGUCGUUUCUGUAAAUCCUUACAAGUCGUUGAACAUCUAUGGCAGAGACACAAUUGAGCAGUAUAAAGGACGUGAGCUGUACGAGAGACCUCCUCAUCUCUUUGCUAUUGCGGAUGCUGCCUACAAGGCUAUGAAAAGGCGAUCGAAAGACACGUGUAUUGUGAUAUCAGGGGAAAGUGGAGCUGGUAAAACUGAAGCCAGCAAGUACAUUAUGCAGUAUAUUGCGGCCAUCACCAACCCCAGUCAGAGAGCAGAGCUACUUCAAGGAGGUUCAGAGCAGCUUCUGCGCUCUCUACAUCUCCAGAAAUCUCUUUCGUCUUACAACUAUAUCCAUGUAGGAGCUCAAUUAAAGUGUUCUAUCAACGAUGCUGCAGAAUUCAAAGUAGUAGCUGAUGCCAUGAAAGUCAUUGGCUUCAAACCAGAGGAGAUUCAAACAGCGUAUAAAAUUUUGGCUACUAUUCUUCACCUGGGAAAUUUAAAAUUUAUAGUGGAUGGUGACACACCUCUUAUUGAAAACAGCAAGGUGGUAUCUGUCAUAGCAGAGUUGCUCUCUACAAAGACUGACAUGGUUGAGAAAGCUCUUCUUUACCGGACGGUGGCCACAGGCCGUGACGUCAUCGACAAGCAACACACAGAACAAGAAGCCAGCUAUGGCAGAGAUGCCUUUGCGAAGGCAAUAUACGAACGCCUUUUUUGUUGGAUUGUUACUCGCAUCAAUGACAUUAUUGAGGUCAAGAACUAUGACACUACAAUCCAUGGGAAAAACACUGUUAUUGGUGUCUUGGAUAUCUAUGGCUUUGAAAUCUUUGACAACAACAGCUUUGAACAAUUCUGCAUCAAUUACUGCAAUGAGAAACUACAGCAGCUGUUUAUCCAGCUAGUUCUGAAGCAAGAACAAGAAGAAUAUCAACGGGAAGGGAUCCCUUGGAAGCACAUUGAUUACUUCAACAACCAGAUCAUUGUGGACCUUGUCGAGCAGCAGCACAAAGGCAUCAUCGCCAUCCUAGACGACGCCUGCAUGAACGUCGGCAAAGUCACUGACGAAAUGUUCCUCGAAGCACUUAACAGUAAAUUGGGCAAGCAUGGCCAUUUUUCUAGUCGAAAGGUCUGUGCCUCAGACAAAGUGCUGGAGUUUGAUCGAGAUUUUCGAAUUCGACAUUAUGCAGGUGAUGUAGUAUACUCUGUCAUUGGUUUUAUUGACAAAAAUAAAGAUACUUUAUUUCAAGAUUUUAAGCGCCUCAUGUAUAACAGUUCAAAUCCUGUACUAAAGAAUAUGUGGCCGGAAGGCAAACUGAGCAUUACAGAGGUGACCAAGCGACCUCUGACUGCUGCCACUUUGUUUAAGAAUUCUAUGAUUGCUUUAGUAGACAACCUUGCAUCAAAGGAACCUUAUUACGUGCGUUGCAUCAAACCCAAUGACAAGAAAUCCCCACAGAUAUUUGAUGAUGAACGCUGCCGACAUCAAGUGGAAUACCUUGGCCUACUGGAAAAUGUGAGGGUGCGUCGGGCAGGAUUUGCCUUUCGUCAGACAUAUGAGAAGUUUCUUCACAGGUACAAGAUGAUUUCUGAAUUUACCUGGCCCAACCAUGACCUUCCUUCGGACAAAGAAGCUGUCAAGAAACUGAUUGAACAUUGUGGAUUUCAAGAUGAUGUCGCUUAUGGGAAGACCAAAAUUUUCAUUCGAACUCCCCGAACAUUGUUUACCUUGGAAGAACUCCGUGCUCAGAUGCUCGUAAGGAUUGUCCUCUUUCUACAAAAGGUGUGGCGGGGCACCCUGGCUCGUAUGCGGUACAAGAGGACCAGGGCAGCUCUGACAAUAAUCAGGUACUACCGACGCUACAAAGUGAAGUCAUACAUCCGUGAGGUGGCCAGACGCUUUCACGGUGUCAAGACCAUGAGGGACUACGGGAAGCACGUGAAAUGGCCAACCCCUCCUAAAGUUCUUCGCCAUUUCGAGGAGGCCCUGCAGGCAAUUUUUAAUAGAUGGAGAGCAUCCCAGCUCAUCAAGAGCAUACCUGCUACAGACCUGCCCCAGGUCAGGGCAAAGGUUGCAGCCAUGGAAAUGUUGAAGGGUCAAAGAGCUGAUCUUGGGCUCCAGAGGGCCUGGGAGGGCAACUAUCUUGCUUCGAAGCCAGAUACACCACAGACCUCAGGCACUUUUGUCCCUGUUGCUAAUGAACUAAAACGAAAGGACAAAUACAUGAACAUCCUCUUUUCCUGUCAUGUCCGUAAGGUGAAUCGAUUUAGUAAGGUGGAAGACCGAGCUAUUUUUGUCACUGAUCGUCACCUGUAUAAGAUGGAUCCCACCAAGCAAUACAAGGUGAUGAAGACUAUCCCCCUCUACAAUUUGACUGGUCUGAGUGUCUCCAAUGGAAAGGACCAACUUGUAGUGUUCCAUACGAAAGACAACAAAGACCUCAUCGUCUGCCUUUUCAGCAAACAGCCAACCCACGAGAGUCGAAUUGGAGAACUUGUUGGAGUCCUUGUGAAUCAUUUCAAGAGUGAGAAGCGCCACCUUCAAGUCAACGUCACCAACCCCGUGCAGUGCAGCCUGCACGGCAAGAAGUGCACUGUCUCCGUGGAGACACGGCUCAACCAGCCCCAGCCUGACUUCACCAAGAACCGCUCGGGCUUUGUCCUCAGUGUGCCAGGGAACUAA
This is a messenger RNA of Orycteropus afer afer, 2796 nucleotides long. Lineage: Eukaryota; Metazoa; Chordata; Mammalia; Tubulidentata; Orycteropodidae. The record is from RefSeq and is a predicted model, not a curated record.